UGGCAAAUGUAAGGAAUCUUCUUUUGAUAUUUUCAGACCAGACAAAAUGGCGAUGUCUGCAGAUCUACAGUGGUUAAUCAUCAGAAACAAUUCCAGUUACUUGCUGAAAGGCAGCAGACAGACUUUCAGUACUGAACCCAAUAAUCUAAAAGCAAAGAACUGCUUUCGUUAUAAUGGUUUAGUUAACCGAAAAACUGUUGGGGUUGAGCCUUCCAAAGAUGGUAAAGGUGUGGUCAUGGUUACCAAAAAUAGCAGAGGGCACAGGAAACCAGCAAAAUCCUACACUAGAGUAGAACUGAAGAAAGGUGCCAGGAGAACAAUGGCCUCCAUUAGAACACUUAUUAGGAAUAAAAGAUAUAGAAAAGAUCUUAAAAUGGCUGCAGUCAGACGAGCAAGUGCCAUUAUAAGAAGUCAGAGACCUGUCACAGUUAGAAAAGCUGGUAGCCAAAAGAAAACAGGCGCUAAGAAAUGAACUCUUUGAUGAGAAAAUAAAAAAAAACAGUCUCAAA
Molecule: messenger RNA, 509 nt
Organism: Mytilus californianus (California mussel)
Lineage: Eukaryota; Metazoa; Mollusca; Bivalvia; Mytilida; Mytilidae
Product: 60S ribosomal protein L28-like
Exons: 4
Coding region: 47-472 (141 amino acids)
Biological process (GO): translation
Cellular component (GO): cytosolic large ribosomal subunit; ribosome
Molecular function (GO): structural constituent of ribosome
Source: RefSeq, a predicted model, not a curated record